Molecule: messenger RNA, 2652 nt
Organism: Coccinella septempunctata (seven-spotted ladybird)
Lineage: Eukaryota; Metazoa; Arthropoda; Insecta; Coleoptera; Coccinellidae
Product: translation initiation factor IF-2-like
Exons: 7
Coding region: 139-2484 (781 amino acids)
Source: RefSeq, a predicted model, not a curated record
CCGCGGAUGAAAGUGGGAAAAACGCAUUUGGGGGAGGAUUCAAGUAGCAUCCAUAAAACGUAUUUGUAUAAAAGACAAACUUUGGUUAAUUCAGUUUAGUUUUAGGUGCCACCGGUGUUUCGGAUUAAUUUUUUCAGAAUGAAAAAAUACAUAAAUUUAAUUAUAUUGGCACUCGUGGCAGUGGAUGGAAUAUGGGCAGAAACAAACAAUGCGGAUGGUAAAAAAGAAAGAGGCAAAAGAGACACAGGUCAGGCACACACUAACGCUGAUGUGAUGGUCCAAAACAUUCUACAAUGGCUACAGGGAGUAUACACUCAAAAUAGCAGAAAAGUACGUCAAGGUUCUUUUCGGGAAUACCUCCCGCCAAGUAACACCCAAAAACCGAGACCAUUCGAGCCAGCCCAACCAGGCCAAUAUCUACCUCCAAGACACCCACCAUAUCCCCCCUCGGGAUCCAUAACACCCCAACCCCCAUUUCCCAUCUACACCAACCCAGCUACCGGAGCCGUAACCGGAGAAGGCGGUUAUUCUCCUUACGAACCAUCUGAAAGCCCUUCCUCCGGAGCUCCCACGGAGACCACGAGAUAUCCCACCAGACCAAGGCCCACCGGUUAUCCUACGAGACCCACGCAAGGAUACUCCACAAGACCCUCCACUGUUUACACGACUGCAUACCCUACUCGUCCAACUGGUUAUCCUACCAGACCCAGACCUACAGGCUACCCAACAAGACCAACUGGAGGUUAUCCAACAACUGGCUAUCCCACAAGACCCACCGGAUAUCCACCAGCAGGAACCGUUACAUACCCAACGCCUGAACAAACAGAACCAACAUCCAAACCAUCAUACAGGCCUUCCACACAGGAGACACCCAGUUAUCCCUCCGAACAACCAACCCAGCCAACUAGAUACCCCACUCCGGGACCCACAUACAUUCCAACAACUGGAGGACCAACCUACAGACCAAGCACUCCAGCUCCUACCUACGGGCCAACUUACAGGCCCAGUUCCCCUGCUCCAACCUACGGACCCACUUAUAGGCCCAGUUCUCCUGCUCCAACCUAUAGGCCAACCUACAGUCCCACAGGUCCAUCCUACAGGCCUACAGAAGGACCCACCUACAGGCCCACAGAAGGACCGUCCUACACAGAAGGGCCAACUUAUAGACCCACCGGAACAACUUAUAGGCCUACAGAAGGACCGUCCCACAGGCCUACAGAAGGACCAACCUACAGGCCUACAGAAGGGCCGACUUACAGGCCCUCCGAAGGACCAUCUUACAGACCAACAGAAAGGCCCACGACCACUCCGAACCCAGACGAUAACAGCGUUAUACCCACCCGUCCUUCAUCCAGACCAGGUGACACCACAGGGACCGGAUCUGAAUCAGGAGGAACGGUCGUUCCGAUUUCAGACGAAGACCUCCGUCAUCCCCCCCACAUCCACGACAUCCAAGUGCAAUGCGCCAAAGAUAUGAUGCAGAUAACGAUCGAGUUCAACAGGCAAUUCGACGGUAUCAUCUACUCGAAGGGCUUCUACAGCAACCCCGAAUGCAGGUACGUCACGGAAAACAGCGGACAGAUCAAGUACACCUUCACGGUCAGCCUGAAUUCCUGCGGAACGGAGUUCAUCAACGCGUUCGACACACUCGGGCAGUCGUAUCUGGAAAACGUCUUGGUGAUUCAGAACGAACCAGGAGUACAGGAAGUAUGGGAUACCAUUCGAGCUGUCAGAUGUUUAUGGGAAGGAAACCUAAGAGAAACAUUAUCCGUCAACUUCAACGUCGGUAUGCUGGCACAGGAGAUAGUGACAUUCAGCGGGGACACUGCGAUGGCUAGGCUAGAUAUCCAGUUAGGUAGAGGUCCGUUUGCCCCGGCAGCAAACGGUUUGGUGAAAAUCGGAGAAAUGAUGACAUUGGUAGUGUCUGUAACGGGUGACGCUGGAUUCGAUAUCCAAGUUAAAGAGUGCAGAGCCAAAGACACCACGGGAGAAAACAGCAUCCUCUUAACGGACGACAACGGAUGCGUGUUGAAACCGAAACUGUUCGGUGCUUUCCAGAAAACGAGGGAAACUGGCAACACUGGAGCCAAUAUAAUAGCGUAUGCAUUCUUCAACGCUUUCAAAUUCCCAGACAUCAUGGACCUGAUCUUGGAGUGCAAUAUAGAGUUAUGCAAAUCAGACUGUGAAGUGUGCCCCAAUCCAAACCAACCCCUCGAACCAGGACGUAGAAGAAGACGAAGAGAUUUAUAUAGCAAUGAAACCUUAGGAGACCCCGUUACAAUGGGAAAGAGAUUAAGUAUUAUACUUCCAGAGGAUCUUUCCACUGGUGAAGCCAUCAUAAACCUGAACGAAGCUCACAACGUUUGCGUAUCGACUCAGAGCUUCAUUGUAUCCACUAGUAUCCUAAUAACUCUACUUACAGCAAGUUGUGUUAUGAGUGCAUACUUAUGGCUGAAAAAUCAACAUCUAUCUGUGAAAAAUUAAAUGGACUUUGUUCAAUUUUGCCAGCUAUUUAUAAUUUUUACUUAAAUUAUUUUAUCAUCUUCCCAAAUGUAAAAAUGAAUUAUCUGAAGUUCCAUAAAAAGGAUCGUCACUAAUAUUGUACCUUAAAUUAUGUAAAUACUGAAUAUUUUUAAUAAAAAAUUGAAAAUA